AUGGCGGCGCGGGCGGGUUUCCAGUCUGUAGCUCCGAGCGGUGGCGGCAGUGGAGCCGGCCCUGGGGCGGGACCGCUAGGACCAGGGACGGCCGGGCCUCCCGUGCGGAUGGGCCCGGCUCCCGGACAAGGAAUGUACCGCUCCCCUCUGCCCGGCGCUGCAUACCCGCGCCCUGGAAUGUUGCCUGGUAGCCGCAUGACUCCUCAAGGACCUGCAAUGGGACCUCCAGGUUAUGGCGGGAGCCCUUCUGUCCGACCUGGGAUGGCUCAGUCAGGAAUGGACCAGUCUCGUAAAAGGCCAGCUCCUCAGCAGAUUCAGCAGGUUCAGCAACAAUCAGUACAAAACCGGAAUCACAAUGCCAAGAAAAAAAAGAUGGCAGACAAAAUUCUACCUCAGCGGAUCCGGGAAUUAGUACCCGAGUCUCAGGCAUACAUGGAUUUGUUGGCAUUUGAGAGGAAGCUGGACCAGACUAUUAUGCGGAAACGGUUGGAUAUUCAGGAGGCUUUGAAAAGGCCAAUUAAGGUAAGGAGGAAGGUGCUGUUGUCUGCUCUCUCCAAGUAUGAUGCUACCAAGCAGAAGAGAAAGUUCUCAUCCUUCUUUAAAUCUCUGGUGAUUGAGCUGGACAAAGACCUCUAUGGCCCAGAUAAUCACUUGGUGGAGUGGCACAGGACUGCUACAACCCAAGAGACUGAUGGGUUCCAGGUGAAAAGGCCUGGUGAUGUGAAUGUGCGCUGCACUGUCCUCCUGAUGUUGGACUACCAGCCUCCACAGUUCAAACUAGACCCACGUUUGGCUCGUCUCUUGGGAAUCCACACCCAGACUCGCCCAGUGAUCAUCCAAGCCCUGUGGCAAUAUAUCAAGACUCACAAGCUGCAGGACCCCCAUGAACGGGAGUAUGUCAUCUGUGAUAAGUACCUCCAGCAGAUCUUCGAGUCUCAGCGAAUGAAGUUCUCGGAGAUCCCACAGCGGCUUCACGCGUUACUUAUGCCUCCCGAGCCAAUUAUUAUUAACCAUGUCAUCAGUGUCGAUCCAAACGACCAGAAGAAAACUGCUUGCUAUGACAUUGAUGUAGAAGUGGAUGAUACUUUGAAAACCCAAAUGAAUUCUUUCCUGCUUUCCACAGCUAGCCAGCAGGAGAUAGCUGCACUGGAUAACAAGAUCCAUGAGACCAUAGAAACCAUUAACCAGUUAAAGACCCAGCGUGAAUUUAUGCUGAGCUUUGCCAGAGAUCCCCAGGGCUUCAUCAAUGACUGGCUGCAGUCCCAGUGUCGAGACCUGAAGGCUAUGACGGAUGUUGUUGGGAACCCAGAAGAAGAGCGCCGAGCUGAAUUUUACUUCCAGCCUUGGGCCCAAGAGGCUGUAUGCAGAUAUUUCUACUCUAAGGUUCAGCAGAGAAGGCAAGAACUUGAACAAGCUCUGGGAAUCCGCAAUACCUAAGCGGGCAGGCCUCCCAACAGGCAGCAUCUCUAACGGCUAGAAA
This is a messenger RNA of Protobothrops mucrosquamatus (brown spotted pit viper), 1480 nucleotides long. RefSeq names its product SWI/SNF related, matrix associated, actin dependent regulator of chromatin, subfamily d, member 1 (gene SMARCD1). Gene Ontology annotation, cellular component: SWI/SNF complex; nucleus. NCBI's taxonomy places the organism in Eukaryota, Metazoa, Chordata, Lepidosauria, Squamata, Viperidae. Gene Ontology annotation, biological process: regulation of transcription by RNA polymerase II. Bases 1 to 1437 code for a protein of 478 amino acids. The record is from RefSeq and is a predicted model, not a curated record. The transcript is spliced from 13 exons.